AUGUUCUACCCUUGUGGUCUGUUCGGAGCUUUCGCUUGCCUAUUUGGCAUUUCGCUGGCCAAUUCACAAGAUAUCUGGUCACUUCAUCAAUUCAAGAGCCUUGUCGCCUUUGGAGAUAGCUACACCGAUGAAUCCCGAAUGAACUAUUUUAUGGCGCAUCACGGGUUGAGCCCGCCAAUUGGAUGGGUUGACCCAGGGAAUAAUGAUACUGCCUCCGGUGGCUACACGUGGGCCCGCUUUGUCGCUGAGCAUGCCGGAAUAAAUCUUUACGACUAUGCAGUGAGCGGGGCUGCAUGUUCAAACAACAUUACGAAUCGGUUUUUCUCCCCCAUCGAUGCUCCCUUCCCUUCAGUUCUGGAGUAUGAAGUUCCGGCGUACAUAGAAGAUAGCAAGCACGUCGCUGCUUCUGGCGAUAAAUUCCUACAUAUUCCACCCCACGAAACAGUUUACUCGAUAUGGAUCGGAACGAAUGACCUGGGUAACUACGCAUUCAUCACUGACUCGCAAGUGGCAAAUAAGACAAUUCUGGACUAUAUUGCAUGCGUUUAUUCAGCCUUGGAUAAAGUUUAUGAGAACGGCGGUCGCUUCUUUGUGCUCAUGAAUGUAGCACCGUUGCAAUUGGCCCCACUAUACGCAACCCCAGAACAUCACGGCGUGGGACCGAACCACUACUGGCCGGAUAAGCCCACCAACUUGACUGAGAUCAGUUAUCGGAUGUGGGAACAAGUUGUUAAUGUCAACAAUGCUUUCAAAUAUCAGACUCCCUUCGAAUUGCUAAUCCGAAACCGAUAUCCUGGGUCUAAAUUCGCCAUCAUGGACAUGUUUGGGUUGUUUACCGAUAUUUAUAAUAACCCAAAAUUAUACCUCAAUGGGAGCGCUCCGGCCAAUGUCACCGGGUUCAACAAACAUUGUGAUCUCAGUGGAGCCACGUGCACUAGGCUACCCAGCCCAGAUUCUUUCCUGUGGUUUGAUGAGCUUCAUCCAUCGCAGCGGACGAACCAAAUUAUUGCACGGAAUUUUAUUGAUGUCAUGAAGGGGAAAAGCAAGUGGGCAACCUUCUGGUAG
Molecule: messenger RNA, 1065 nt
Organism: Penicillium subrubescens
Lineage: Eukaryota; Fungi; Ascomycota; Eurotiomycetes; Eurotiales; Aspergillaceae
Product: SGNH/GDSL hydrolase family protein
Exons: 3
Coding region: 1-1065 (354 amino acids)
Molecular function (GO): hydrolase activity, acting on ester bonds
Source: RefSeq, a predicted model, not a curated record